AUGAUGCCCCGGGGGCCCCUGACCGGGCUGCUCCUGACCCUGUGCCUGAGCGCAGCCGUGCAAGCCGCCCCAUCGGAGAGGACCAAGAGCCGCAGACAGGCGCAGCAUGCCGUGCAACCUGUCGUCGCUGGAGACUCCACUCAGAGAGGCUGCUUUGACAAUGGGAAAACCUAUAAUAUUGGGCAGCAAUGGGAAAGGAUUUAUUUGGGCAAUACACUGGUCUGUACCUGCUAUGGUGGAAUCAGAGGCUUCAACUGUGAAAGUAAACCAGAGGCUGAAGAAACCUGUUUUGACAAGUACACAGGCACCACAUACCGAGUUGGGGAAACUUAUGAGAGCGACCUAAAGAUAGCAUGAUCUGGGAUUGUACCUGCAUUGGAGCUGGCAGAGGACGCAUCAGCUGCACCAUUGCAAAUCGCUGCCAUGAAGGUGGACAAUCUUAUAAGAUUGGAGACACUUGGCGUAGGCCCCAUGAAACUGGUGGUUAUAUGUUGGAGUGUGUGUAUGCCUUGGUAACAGCAAAGGAGAAUGGACCUGCAAGCCUGUAGCGGAAAGAUGUUAUGAUAACACAGCUGGCACAUCCUACAUUGUUGGACAAACCUGGGAAAAGCCUUACCAGGGAUGGAUGAUGGUGGAUUGUACAUGUUUGGGAGAAGGCAGUGGACGUAUCACAUGUACAUCGAGAAACCGCUGUAAUGACCAGGACACAAGGACAUCCUACCGGAUUGGAGAUAACUGGAGCAAGACUGAUACCAGGGGUAACUUGCUGCAGUGCAUCUGCACAGGCAAUGGGCGUGGCGAGUGGAAGUGUGAGAGGCAUUCAUCUGCUACAGGAGUUGGUGUUGGCACUGGUGCCCACAUAAAUAUCUACCCGGCUGUGCGAGAUAUUGAGCAUUGUGUGGCUGACAGUGGAGUGCUCUAUACUGUGGGCAUGAAAUGGUUAAAAACUCAGGGAACUCAGCAGAUGCUGUGUACCUGUCUCGGCAAUGGUGUCAGCUGUGAAGAAAGUGUUGCAGUCGGGACCUAUGGAGGCAAUUCCAAUAGUGACCCAUGUGUCUUCCCUUUCAUCCAUGAUGGCAAAACAUACUACUACUGCACAACAGAAGGUCGCCAAGAUGGAAAGCUGUGGUGCUCAACCUCAUCCAACUAUGAUGAGGACAAGAAGUAUUCUUUCUGUACAGAGCAGCGGGCACUGGUUCAAACACGGGGUGGUAAUUCCAAUGGAGCUCUCUGCCACUUCCCAUUCUUGUACAACAAUCGUAACUACACAGACUGCACAUCAGAGGGCCGCCUUGACAAUAUGAAGUGGUGCGGCACUACCUUGAACUAUGAUGUGGACCAGAAAUUUGGCUUCUGCCCCAUGGCAGCUCAUGAAGAAAUCUGCACAACCAAUGAUGGGGUUAUGUACCGUGUUGGUGAUCAGUGGGACAAAAUGCAUGAUCAAGGUCAUAUGAUGAGGUGUACUUGCGUUGGCAAUGGCCGUGGCGAAUGGAACUGUAUUGCCUAUUCCCAGCUUAAAGAUCAGUGCAUCGUGGAUGGCGUUACCUAUGAUGUAAAUCAAUCUUUCAGCAAAUAUCACGAGGAGGGGCACUUGAUGAACUGCAGCUGCUUUGGUCAGGGACGUGGUAGAUGGAAGUGCGAUGCAGUGGAUCAGUGUCAGGAAACCGAAUCCCGAAAAUUCUACCAGAUUGGCGAUUCCUGGGAGAAAGUUGUAAAUGGUGUCAGUUACCAGUGUUACUGCUAUGGAAAGGGAAUUGGUGAAUGGCAUUGCCAACCUUCUUCCUAUCCAGCUGGAACUGGACCUGUCCAGGUAAUAAUCACUGAAAGUGCUAACCAUCCCAACUCACACCCCCCCAUUCAAUGGACCGCUCCUCAGCAGUCACACAUCAAGCAAUACAUCCUGCGCUGGAAACCUAAAAGCAAGCAAGUUGUUUGGAAACAAGCCACCAUUCCAGGACAUCUGAAUUCCUAUACAAUUUCUGGUCUGAAGCCUGGAGUAGUGUAUGAGGGACAGCUUAUAAGUGUCUUGCAAUAUGGACAGAAAGAAGUCACCCGAUUUGACUUCACGACCACCUCCACCACCCUAGGAAGUCCUACUCAGUCUGGGGACACUAUCCCUCUUCCACCACUGGUGGCCACUUCAGAGUCUGUAACAGAGAUCACCUCAAGCAGUUUUGUGGUGUCUUGGGUUUCUGCAUCUGACACAGUCUCUGGAUUCCGUGUGGAAUAUGAGCUCAGCGAGGAGGGAGAGGAAAAACGCUACUUGGAUCUCCCCAACACUGCUUCUUCUGUCAGUAUCCCAGACCUGCUGCCAGGACGCAAAUACAUUGUCAAUGUGUAUGAGAUCAGUGAGGAGGGGGGAAGGAGCUUAAUCUUGUCCACUUCUCAAACAACUGCACCUGACAGCCCUCCUGAAUACAAUAUUGAACAUGUUGAUGAUACAUCUAUUAUGGUUAGCUGGACCAAACCUCAAGCUCCUAUUACUGGCUACAGAAUUGUCUAUGCUCCAACUGUGGAAGGAGCCAGCACAGAACUUCUCCUCCCAGAAACUGCCACUUCAGUAACCCUCACUGGCCUUUAUCCAGGUGUUGAAUACAACAUAACAAUCUAUGCAGUAGAGGACAGUCAGGAGAGUACGCCAGUUGUCAUCCAGAAGGAAACCACUGGAACCCCACAACAAGUGAUUGUCCCAUCACCCACUGAUCUGCAACUGCUUGAUGCAAACUGACAUGAAGAUAACAAUUUCAUGGAGCGCUCCAGCAAGCGAAGUGUCUGGGUACCGUGUUUGUUGUGACACCAGUUAGACCAUCAGGCCAUGACACUCAAAACUUGCCAGUGAGCCGAAGCACCUUUGCAGAGGUUGUUAACUUGCGCCCUGGUACCACCUACAGAUUUCAAGUCUAUGCAGUCAGCCGCGGACAAGAGAGCCAACCUCUUUUAGGAGAUUUCUCAACCAAGUUAGACUCUCCAUCUGAUUUGAAGUUCGAAGACUUGACUGAAUCUUCAGUCCUUAUUGUAUGGACACCUUCGCGAGCCAAGAUUGAUCGCUAUGUUCUUUCACUGAGUCAGACCCGUGGUGGACAGCCUAACCAGUUCGAUAUACCCUCCACUACAACAAGCUAUAAACUGAGGAGUCUGCAGCCUGGAGCAGAAUAUACAGUUUCUCUGGUUGCACUGAAAGGAAAUCAGCAGAGUCAGCCCUCUACAGGAAUCUUCUCAACAUUGGAGCCAGUUGGGUCUAUUCCUCCAUUUAACACAGAAGUUACUGAGACCACCAUAAUUAUUACAUGGACCCCCUGUGCCAAGAAUCGGAUUUAAGUUGGAUGUGCGUCCCAGCCAAGGUGGUGAAGCACCAAGAGAAGUGAUCUCCGAGUCUGGAAGUAUUGUGAUCUCUGGCCUCACACCAGGCGUUGAGUAUACCUACAGUAUCUCUGUUCUCAAGGACGGUGAAGAGAGCGAAUCCCCCAUCACCAAGACUGUUGUGACUCCAAUUUCACCACCAACCAACCUUCGCUUCCUGCCAAGCCCAGAUUCUGUCACUCUGACCAUCUAUUGGGAUAGAAGUACCUCCCCAGGAAUUACUGGGUACAGGAUAACCUCCUCUCCCACAGAAAGGCAGCUUGCCUAUACAACAGAAGAUGAUGUUGAUGCAAGCCAGACCUCUUUUACUUUUGAGAGCCUUAGACCUGGUGUGGAAUAUAAUAUCAGUGUUUAUGCAGUCAAGGGAGAAGAGGAAAGUGUCCCCCUCUCCAAAAUAACCUCUCAAGAGAUCCCCCAGCUCACUGACCUAAAGUUUGUCGAUGUAACCGAUACAAGUAUUGACCUGAGAUGGACACCCCUUAAUUCCUCCACCAUUAUCGGCUACCGAAUCACGGUGGUUGCUGCAGGAGAGUCUGUUCCUGUCUACGAGGAGUCUGUGCACCCUUCACAGGGGUAUUACAAGGUCUCAGGACUGGAGCCCGGCAUUGAUUAUGAGAUCAGCGUGAUAACCCUCAUUAACGGUGGAGAGAGCGCCCCGACCACAAUCAUACAACAAACGGCUGUUCCACCCCCAACACACUUGCGCUUCACCAAUACUGGUCCUGACACAAUGCGUGUGACUUGGUCUCCCCCAACUUCCAUUGAGCUGUCCAACUUCCUUGUACGCUAUUUCCCUGUCAAGAGACCUGAAGAUGUUACUGAAUUAUCCAUCUCUCGAACCGAUAACAUGGUUGUGCUAACAAAUCUUCUUCCAUAUACAGAAUAUCGGGUCAAUGUUCAUUCAGUUUAUGAAGAAAGGGAAAGUGCUGAACUUACAGGAGUACAUAGAACAAACCUUGAUUCACCAACUGGUAUUGACUUUUCUGAAAUCACCACAAACUCCUUUACUGUUCACUGGAAUGCCCCCCGUGCUACCAUCACUGGGUAUAAAGUUCGAUACCAGCUGGAGAGUGGUAAUAUGCGUCCCAAAGAAGAGAGAAUUCCUCCGUCACGAAACUCCAUCACUCUUACCAACCUUAUUCCAGGCUCUGAGUAUAUUGUCAGUAUUAUUGCUGUCAAUGGUGCCCAGGAGAGCUUGCCACUUGUAGGCCAACAAGCUACAGUGUCUGAUGUACCAACUGAUCUACAUGCAACGUCUACUUCUCCCAAUACAAUUACAAUUUCUUGGGAUGCACCUUCAGUCAAUGUACGAUACUAUAGAAUUACUUCAUCAGAGAACGGCGAAGUUCCAGCUCAGGAAUUCACAGUGCCUGGCACUUACAACACUGCAACUAUCAGAGACCUAAAACCAGGCAUAAGCUACACUAUUACAGUGUAUGCGGUCACUGGCCGAGGGGACAGUCCUGCUACAAGCAAGCCAAUUACCAUUGUUCAUUCAACAGCUGUUGAGCAACCAACAGAGAUGCAAGUGACUGAUGUCCAAGAUCAAAGCAUCCAUGUUAGAUGGACACCAUCUGCUGGCCAAGUUACUGGUUAUAGAGUUACAAGUGUACCUAAAGGUGGUCAUGGAGAGACAAUUUCCCAAGAUUUGCCAUCAGAUCAAACAGAAGUGACAAUUGUGGGGCUUCAACCAACUGUUGAGUAUGUGGUGAGCGUGUAUUCCUUGGGUGUUAGCGGAGAGAGUGAGCCCCUAAUUGAGACAGCUGUCACAAACAUUGAUCAACCCAAGGGACUGGCAUUUCCAGAAGUGAAUGUUGAUUCAAUUAGACUAUCCUGGGAAAUCCCAGAAGGGCAGGUUACCGGUUACCGAGUGACCUACUCAAGCCCUGAGGAUGGACUCAGAGAGUUGUUUCCAGCUCCGGAAGGAGAUGACGACACUGCUGAAUUGCACGGUCUCAGGCCGGGCACAGAGUACACUGUAAGCAUCGUGGCAAUGCACGAUGACAUGGAAAGCAAGCCCGUGAUUGGAACCCAGCGUACAGCCAUUCCUGCCCCAACAAAUCUUCAGUUCUCCCAAGUGACUCCAGCAAGCCUUACAAUCAGCUGGCAUGCACCUAAUGUCCAGCUUACUGGUUACCGGGUACGUGUGAACCCCAAAGAGAAAACUGAACCAGUGAAAGAGUUUGACACACCACCUGGUACAACUGUCACUACUGUUACGGGUCUGAUGGUUGCCACCAAGUAUGAAGUUAGUAUAUAUGCUGUUAAGGAUGGCCUGAUGAGUCCACCACUGCAAGGCAUCAUCUCUACACUGGAGAAUGUUAGCCCCCCUCGCCGUGCACGUGUCACAGAUGUUACAGAAACAACCGUAACAAUUACCUGGCGCACAAAGACUGAGACCAUCACUGGCUUCCUAAUUGAGGCUCUUCCUGUUGGUGGCCAGACUCCCAUUCAGAGAGUGAUCAAACCAGAUGUGAGAACCUUCACUGUCACAGGUCUUCAGCCUGGAACAGACUACAAGAUCUCUCUGUACACUUUAAAUGACAAUGCCCGCAGCUCCCCUGUCACACUGGAUGUGCCAACAGCUGUUGAUAGUCCAUCCAACUUGCGAUUCCUGACCAGCACACCCAACUCCCUGCUCUUCUCAUGGCAGCCUCCUCGCUCUCGUAUCACAGGAUACAUCAUUAAGUAUGACCGGGUAGGAGGAGUACCCAAGGAACAUCUGCCCCGCCUUCCAGCAGGGACCACUGAGGCCACCAUAACCAACCUAGAGCCUGGUGUAGAAUACACUAUUCAUGUCAUUGCUGUGAGAAAUAACCAGAAGAGUGAGCCUUUGAUUGGUCGCAAGAAGACAGGCUCUGUUGGACAACCUAACACUGGUCAUGAAGGACAGUUUGUUGAAGAAUACUUUAGAAGUCCCGUUUUGCCCACCACUGCUCUACCUGUGAGACCUGGGCAAUUCACCCCUGGUCAUGUUGUUACAGUGGAUGCAAACAUUCAUGAGCCCAGCUACCAUGAGCCUAAAGGAGAUUUUGAAGAGCUUUACCCCCACGGCUUUGGGCCACAACUCAAUGACACUGCCGUACAGGAAGUGGCAUCUCAAACUACCAUAUCAUGGAGACCCCUUUUGGAGACCACCGAAUACAUCAUCUCAUGCCAUCCUGUGGGUCACAGGGAAGCCCCUCUUGAGUUUAGGGUCCCUGGCACCUCUACUAGUGCUACUCUUAAUGGUCUCACCCAUGGAGCCUCAUAUAAUAUCAUUGUGGAGGCCCUGAAAGGAGUUGAUAGACACAAGAUCCUGGAGGAGCUGGUGACAGUCAGCAAUGCUAUUGUUCCUGAUGGGGGUCUACAACCAGCUGAGGACACCUGUUAUGACACUUUCACUGGAUCACAUUACACAGUUGGACAGGAGUGGGAGCGUAUGUCAGAAUCUGGAUUUAAACUUUGGUGCAAAUGUUUAGGAUACGGUAGUGGACACUUCCGAUGUGACUCGUCAAAAUGGUGCCAUGACAAUGGAGUUAACCAUAGAAUUGGUGUGAAGUGGGAUCGCCAGGGAGAGAAUGGACAGAUGAUGAGCUGCACUUGUCUUGGAAAUGGAAAGGGAGAGUUCAAGUGUGAACCACAUGAGGCUACAUGCUAUGAUGAAGGCAAACUGUACAAUGUUGGGGAACAAUGGCAGAAAGAGUACCUGGGAGCCAUCUGUUCAUGCACAUGCUAUGGAGGACAGCAGGGUUGGCGCUGUGAUAAUUGCCGAAGGCCAGGAUCUGCUGUUACUCCAGAUGCCACCGGACACACAGUCUCCCAGUACACACAGAGAUAUCAUACAAAUUACAAUGUGAAAUGUCCAAUUGAGUGCUUCCUUCCUUUGGGCCUUCAAGCAGAUUCACAUCAUACUGAACAGACCAAGAACUAA
Molecule: messenger RNA, 7273 nt
Organism: Staurois parvus
Lineage: Eukaryota; Metazoa; Chordata; Amphibia; Anura; Ranidae
Source: the annotation of a GenBank genome assembly